GUUAUUAAAAAAGCUCUAGAUACUUUGCUUAAUAACAACUUUAUUCCCCAUCUGGAGGUGUUAUUUUUUACAAAAUUGAAUGGUGUAAUCAUACCAAACUACUUAAAAAAGGCAUAUCCAGAUCAAAUGCUUAUUGUACUACAGCAUCAAUUCUAUGAUCUCAAAGUUUUUGAGAAUGAAUUCAGUGUUAGCUUAAGUUUUAGUGGAAAACAAAAGCAAAUUGUCAUACCAUUUCUCGCUAUUAGCAGAUUUCACGAUAAAAUCUCAGGAGAUAUUUUAAUGUUCACUGAGGAUAAAAAUGAAGAAUGUAAUGAAGAACGUAUUGAAAAAUCUCCAGGCG
Messenger RNA from Cinara cedri, 340 nucleotides. The record is from the annotation of a GenBank genome assembly. NCBI's taxonomy places the organism in Eukaryota, Metazoa, Arthropoda, Insecta, Hemiptera, Aphididae.